CAGCGACAGCCGAAUUACAGCCAGACUGGCCUUGGUCACAGAAAAAGACAACACGGUAUGACGUCUACGUCGAGAUAUCUCGGCCAUCGCGCACUUCGAUCGCUUAUGUCGAGAACUGCUGCGGAGUCGUUGGGAACACAAGCGAGGCCGGCCCUGGGAGGUGCAGCAGCACAAACUCGCCGCUUUCAAGUGGCAGCAUCAUCGGCAAGCACCUCGUCAGCAGCAACAGAGCGUCCGCUGCUGGGCCGCAACCAUCCGAGAAGUCGCUCCCCCUGGCUCUCCCAACAGUCCCGAAGUUUUUUCAUCCAGACGGAGCCAACGCCCAACCCCAACUCCCUCAAGUUCCUACCGGGCCGACCUGUGCUCCCCGCUGAACACGGAACGGGGGUGUACUUCACCCCCGAUGAUAGGGAGAAGAGCCAGAGUCCUUUGGCGGUCGCUCUACUGAGCUUGGAGGGUGUUGCGGGCGUCUUUCUCGGAACCGACUUCAUCACCAUUUCCAAGCACGACGAGGGCGGCUGGACCCUCAUGAAGCCGGUCGUAUUCGGCGAGAUCAUGGACUUCUUUGCAGAGGGCAAGCCGGUCAUGUUGGCCGAGCCGGUGGUCACCGACACGACCAUUCUCGACGAUGAUGAUGAAGUGGUGGCCAUGAUCAAGGAGCUCUUGCAGGAGCGGGUGAGACCGGCGGUACAGGAGGACGGAGGGGACAUCUUCUACAGGGGCUUCGACCCGAACACGGGCACCGUCAACGUGCAGCUCGCCGGCUCCUGCGUCGGCUGCCCGAGCUCCACCGUGACCCUCAAGAACGGGGUAGAGAAGAUGCUGAUGCACUACAUCCCGGAGGUGACGGCCGUCAACGCCGUCGAGGACGAGGAGCUGAAACAGGUCAACCAGAAGGAGGUCAACGAGCUGGAGGACCGGCUCAAGGCAGCAGGGGUGCCCUUCGAACCAUGACCCCAAUCGCCGAGCAGAGAACCAGCAGCAGCAGUCCCCGAGAACGCCACGUGGUUUGUCCACCCGGACACCUCGCCAUCGACAGGCCGGUUGUAAUUAAUCCUUUGGGCUCUUCGUUUAGCUUCCCCACGGACCCCUCGCUAUCGACAAGCCGCUCGUUGUAGUCCUUUGGCUCGUCGUGGUGCUGAACGUGUGUCUUUCCCGUGAGGCUACUCGCGCUACGCAAAAAAGCGAGGCAACGCCCAGUGCUACAGACGGUGCCACGAGGCACCGGGGGGCCUGGCCAAAUCGGAAGACGGUGCCGGUACGGAAUAGGCACCACGACAUCGUUGGGGGGGGACGGG
Molecule: messenger RNA, 1298 nt
Organism: Ectocarpus siliculosus
Lineage: Eukaryota; Phaeophyceae; Ectocarpales; Ectocarpaceae
Source: the annotation of a GenBank genome assembly